This is a messenger RNA of Nyctereutes procyonoides (raccoon dog), 1469 nucleotides long. RefSeq names its product glycoprotein A33 (gene GPA33). NCBI's taxonomy places the organism in Eukaryota, Metazoa, Chordata, Mammalia, Carnivora, Canidae. The transcript has 7 exons. Bases 1 to 1131 code for a protein of 376 amino acids. Gene Ontology annotation, cellular component: plasma membrane. The record is from RefSeq and is a predicted model, not a curated record.
AUGCACUCCAAACGCCUUCCUCAGCAAACUGCUAUGGUGCUGGGAGAUGUUGACUUCUUCCUGGAGGUGAAAAGCACUCACUCUCCCAGGGUGUCUAUCCUUAGGGAGGUUAACACAACCCUGAACUAUUCCUUCUUAACUCCUUGUGGGGAACUAGCUGAGCAUCAGAUGGAUGCUCUUCCUGGACAGGAGAAGGGCUCAGCCUUGAAAAGGGAGCAGGGAAAUGAGGUCUGGGUGACUGUCAAUGCCAUCUCUGUGGAAACCCCACAGGGUGUUCUUAAGGCUGCCCGGGGGAAGAGUGUUACCCUUCCAUGUACCUACCAGACUUCUGCCUCUGACCGAAAUGGAUUUAUCCAAUGGGACAAGCUUCUAAGGACCCACACGGAAAAGGUGCUCAUCUGGCAAUUUUUGGAGAAAAGAUACAUCUAUGGUGAACUUUAUAAGAACCGUGUCAACAUAUCAACAAAUGCUGAGCAAUCAGAUGCCUCCAUCACUAUUGAUCAGCUGACCAUGGAUGACAAUGGCACCUACGAGUGCUCAGUCUCACUGAUGUCAGACAUGAUGGGCACCUCUCAGUCACGUGUCCGGCUUUUGGUCCUCGUGCCGCCCUCCACGCCCGACUGCGGCAUCGAGGGAGAGACCGUGAUCGGGAACAAUAUCCAGCUGACCUGCCAGUCGAAGGAGGGCUCUCCGGCUCCUCAAUACAGCUGGAAGAGCUAUGACAUCCUGAACAAGGAGCGGCCAGCCGCACCAGUCAUAGGCCAGACCUUCUCUCUGAAGAACAUCUCCACAGACAUGUCGGGUUAUUACAUCUGUACAUCCAGCAAUGAGGUGGGGAUGGAGUCCUGUAACAUCACUGUGGCUGUCAGACCUCCCUCCAUGAAUGUGGCAUUGUAUGCGGGCAUCGCGGGGGGCCUGGCCGCCGCCAUCAUCAUUCUUGUCAUCAUUGUCUACUGCUGCUGCUGCCGGGGGAAGGACGAGGCUGAGGACACCAAGCUGAGUCAGGUGGCCUACCAGAAGCCUUCAGAGCAGGUGAGAGAGCCUCCCACAGAGCCGGAAGAGGAGGAUGACUACAGGCGAGAAGACGAGAGGAGCACUGGGCGGGAGUCCUAUGGCCACGCUGACCGGUGACUGGAGCAUGCUGCAGGCUGUGGUGGAGGGGAGAUUGGUGUCAUUUCUCUGCCUCUGCCUCCCCUCUCCUUGCCCCAUUUUUCCAGCCCUCCAUUCCAGUCACUGAUGGGAUGCUUCUUCCCUAUGUCAUCUGCUGGAGGACUUGGCUAAGGGGAUCUUGUGACUGACUGCCAAGUGCCCUCACCCACAAAGUGAUCCCUUCCUACUCCCCUGCCUAGCUCACAGCCAGGCCCUCAGCCUGGACCAGGCCACAGCCUCAGCUUCCUCUGCAGCUGGGAGGCUCCCAGAGGCAUAGGAUGGAGCCUGCGUACUCCUGGUUGUGAGUGGUCUGAAAUCUG